This is a messenger RNA of Lagopus leucura (white-tailed ptarmigan), 462 nucleotides long. It is a transcript of the gene ABT1, whose product is annotated as activator of basal transcription 1. The transcript has 2 exons. Gene Ontology annotation, biological process: endonucleolytic cleavage in 5'-ETS of tricistronic rRNA transcript (SSU-rRNA, 5.8S rRNA, LSU-rRNA); small-subunit processome assembly; endonucleolytic cleavage in ITS1 to separate SSU-rRNA from 5.8S rRNA and LSU-rRNA from tricistronic rRNA transcript (SSU-rRNA, 5.8S rRNA, LSU-rRNA). Lineage: Eukaryota; Metazoa; Chordata; Aves; Galliformes; Phasianidae. Gene Ontology annotation, molecular function: RNA binding. The annotation marks the transcript as partial. Gene Ontology annotation, cellular component: nucleolus. The record is from RefSeq and is a predicted model, not a curated record.
CGCGUCUUCCUUUGGGGCUCCUGCAGCUUUGUGGGCUUAUGGGGCUCCGCCCCCCCGAUUUGUGGGGUUUCUUUGUCCCUUCCUCCGGGCUCUGUGACGUCACAACGGGGCCGGAAACCCCGCCCCUCUCCGCCUCCCUCUGCGUCACUUUGCGACAGCGCCGCUUGCCGGCCGGGAGCGCUUUACGGCAGCGGGCGCACAGAGGAGGCGGCGUGAGUGCCAUGGCGGUGGCGGAGCGGAGCGUUGCGGAGGAAGGAGAGGAAGAGGCUUCGGCCGAACUCGAGACCUCAGAGCCGGAAGUGGCGGAGGAGAAACCGGAAGCGGAGGAGAAGCAACGGAAGAAAGUUCCGGUCCCGGGAGUUGUUUAUCUCAGUCACGUCCCUCCCGGUUUCGGACCUCGGCAGCUGCGGACGUUGCUGGGGGGUCACGGGGAGCUGGGCCGGGUCUUCCUGCAGCCCAGGG